ACCGUCAACGGAACUGUUCAUACAUAACAGGAAGUGGGCCUCCCCAUUGACACCAUUUUCUAGCUGGCGUUUAGUUUUACGUUGUUUUGCCCCUUUCUCCUUAACGGACUCGUUUUGUCCGUCUUUAUUUCCUUUUUAGAUUGAAAACAAGGACCAGGAUCCAAGAUGGGAGGCGGGGAUCUGAAUUUAAAGAAGAGCUGGCACCCCCAGACUAUGAAGAACAUAGAGCGGGUUUGGAAAGCCGAGCAGAAACACGAGGCAGAACGCAAGAAGAUCGAGGAGCUCCAGAAGGAGCUGAAGGAGGAGCGCGCCCGAGAAGAAAUCACCAGAUAUGCAGAGGAAUCGGGGGCCAUCAAGAAAAAAGAUGAUCGACUUGACUGGAUGUACCAAGGCCCCGCCGGUCAGGUGUCCAGGGACGAGUACCUGAUGGGGCGCCCCAUUGACAAGCAGAUCACCGAUCAGUACGAGGAGCCGGAGAGCGGCCCAUCAGCUGAGACCGGCCUCCUCCCGGGAUCGAUAUUCAACCCUGCCACCCCAGCUUCCGGCCUCGAUCUGGCAGCCAAGAUCAGGGAAGACCCCCUGUUCCAAAUACGGAAACGAGAAGAAGAAAAGAAGAGAGAAGUUUUGACUAAUCCAGUAAAGAUGAAGAAAAUAAAGGAAAUGCUGCGCCAAAACCUUGACAAAAAAGACAAGAAAAAGAAGAGGAAGAAGGAAAAGAAGGAGAAGAAAGACAAGGAAAGGAAAAAGGAAAAGAAGCAUAGGAGGAGGAGUUCCAGCUUAAGCUCAGAGGAAGGUGAUAGACACAGGUCACACUUACGGGAUGAAUCUAAAGAUGGCAGAUCCCGUUCACGCCAUCUUCCAGGAUAUGGCCUCCAGCUUCCAGGCGGCAGACAUCAACAGGAUUCAGAGAUUUCUAGUCACUCGGGGCGCCGGGAGAGAAGCCGCUCACGAUCUCCCCACAAGAACCACAAGGACAGUCGCUCCUACUCUUCCUCCUCUUACAGAGCUGACAAGAAGGUGGAGGCGAAAGAUCCCAGCCCAAAGAGGGAGCAUUACCAGAGACAGAGGAACCCCGUGUCAAAGAAGCUUUCUGCGGAGGAACUGGAACGAAAGAGGCGCGAGAUGAUGGAGCAGGCCAAGCAGCGGGAGGAGGAUCGGGAGAAUAACGUGAAACGAUACAAGAAGCAAGACGAGCAAGAUAAGCAGAGGGAACAAAACGCCAAGCACGACCGCCAUGCUGGCUUUAUCCAUAACAUGAAGCUGGAAAGUGCUGCCAGCUCGUCUUUGGAAGACAGAGUGAGGAGGAACAUUCACUCCAUUCAGAGGACACCCGCCUCCCUGGACAACUUCAUGAAGAGAUGAUUGUUGCAAAUGCGUUUGUGCAAAGACUGAAAACACAAGAUUGCUCCUUAUGUCCCAACAUAUGUCUAUUUAAUGCUGUUGAGAUCAUGUGGGUGCAGUCUAGUAAAUGGAGAGCACAAAGGUCCACCCUAAGGCUUUUAUUCUGAAAAGCACAUUUUACAAGAGGAAAAGCCAAUAUCGUGGCUGCUUUUUUUUUUCCAUGCCUGUAUUGAAAGCAACGUUGAUGUACAGUAUAUUGUAAUGGGUGUUUAACACAUUAAAUGGAUCGGUUUUAUUUCUAAAAAAAAA
Messenger RNA from Fundulus heteroclitus (mummichog), 1650 nucleotides. It is a transcript of the gene cwc25, whose product is annotated as CWC25 spliceosome associated protein homolog. NCBI's taxonomy places the organism in Eukaryota, Metazoa, Chordata, Actinopteri, Cyprinodontiformes, Fundulidae. The transcript has 9 exons. Gene Ontology annotation, biological process: mRNA splicing, via spliceosome. Gene Ontology annotation, cellular component: U2-type spliceosomal complex. The record is from RefSeq and is a predicted model, not a curated record. The coding region runs from base 166 to 1362 and encodes 398 amino acids.